AUGGUAGUGGCUUCAAUACAGUGCGUGAUCGCUGGUCAAGCAGGAAGCUCGUUCGAUGUGGAGAUCGACGAUGCUGCGAAGGUUAGCAAGUUGAAGAAGGCGAUCAAGGAAAAAAAGUCCAACGAACUCAAAUAUGUCGAUGCAGACAAGCUACAGCUCUUCCUGGCGAAGCAGCCCAUUGCAGAGGAGGGCGGCAAAGAGGUCGUUCCUGAUUACCGCCCUUCUGCGAAGGAAAUGAAGAAAAGGCUCAAAUGGCUCCCAGACGAACAUCGGGCUGCUCUGAAGCUGGCGAAAGGAGAAUCCGACGACUACAUCAAUGCGCUGAUGGCCGGAGAACAGAUUCUAGGCUCAAAGACCUUAGCAACGUGGCUCUACACGAAGAACAACAUGGAGCUCCCAUCCAGUGAACAAAUUCACAUGCUGGUGAAGGUGCCGGAGGGGGCUUCAGCAGUGCCUCUUCCAACGACCACUGCACUGAAAGAGCCGAACACAUACGCUGAGGAGUGCUUGUCGAUCCAAGAAUGGGACAUUGGCGUUGUGCACAAGAUUCCUCUGAUUUGGGAAUUCAUGAGGAAAUUGGGCAGAUGCACAAACAGUGGGAAAAUCUAUUGGCGAAUCGAAGAUAAGAAAGUCGUAUCGGUGCUGGUGGAUGGCUGGUUUCGUGCGUCUUCUCCCUCGAACAUUAACGUGCAUGCAAACAAGAAGAGUAUUGUGAUGGGCUCACCAGGGAUCGGCAAGUCGACGCUGUUGUGUUUAUUGGCCUUUUAUCUCGUUUUCAAGCACAAGACGAAUGUGUUGAUGUACCGGCGAUUGACCUUAUUCAAGCAAGAGAACUGCCUGUUAUAUCUGGGAUACGACGGUGACAAGGUCGUAUUUUUUUCAAAAGAGUCGUGCAAAGUAUCGAAAGCCGAACCUAUCUACCAAGCCUUGCGGCGACAGCACGGUGAUGCGAAUGCGUGGCUGUUGUUGGAUGGAUUUCACCAUCACCAAAUUUCAGAAGGCCUCCGAACGUACAACGUGCUGGCGACCUCGCAGCAAGUGAAGUUGAAGGAUCACGAAAUUACUGAUGCGUACCUCUGCCUGUUUCCGUGCUGGAGAAAGCAGGACCCUUUCAAGCUGGGAGAGCAAGUGUACCAUUCAGACGCGGUGGAGAUGGAUAAUCGAUAUUACUAUUCUGGUGGAAGCGUGCUCCUUUUCACCCUCCCAACCAUCGACUUGAUAGAACAAGCGAUUCGUGUUGCACUCCACGAGGUGUCUGAUGUCGCUCGCAUUAUAUCAACCCAGUCAACUAGCGCGACGAACGACUCACAGGUGGACCGCUUGCGCCACACAUUUAUCGAGGAUGUGGCGAAUUUGACACACUAUACCAAAUCGUCACAUUGGCAGCAAAUGGUGGACUCGGAAUACGCUGUGCGUAAGCUCUCGUUUAAGCUUCCAUUGGACGCACUUUUUCUGGUUUAUAACUGGGCACGGACGACGAAACAUGGAGCACUUGCUGGAUGCGCUUUGGAAAUAUACAUCCACCGUCUUGCGGCCGACAACCGAUUGUCGCUCAAAGCAGUGAUUGAAAAAAAAAUAUUUACGACGAUUUUACAUAAUCACCGCAAUUGCAGUCUACGCUCGCAGAAACGUCUGGUUUUGCAGAGUCGAAAGUCGACUUGCAAUUUACACUGCAAUACCUUAAUGCUCUCCAAUUUACAUUGCAAUACUUCAUCACCUUGCAAAAUGCAUUGCUCAUCGGAAGGACCGUUUUUAUCGAAGAAUUACUGUAGACGUCUACUGGAGUUGUUACCGAACUAUUUCGAAGUUUAA
Phytophthora infestans T30-4 is the source of this 1812-nucleotide messenger RNA. Its product is annotated as Crinkler (CRN) family protein. The record is from RefSeq and is a predicted model, not a curated record. Lineage: Eukaryota; Oomycota; Peronosporomycetes; Peronosporales; Peronosporaceae. The transcript has a single exon. Bases 1 to 1812 code for a protein of 603 amino acids.